This is a messenger RNA of Acanthoscelides obtectus, 2337 nucleotides long. NCBI's taxonomy places the organism in Eukaryota, Metazoa, Arthropoda, Insecta, Coleoptera, Chrysomelidae. The record is from the annotation of a GenBank genome assembly.
CACGACUGUGUUUACAUCACUUUAUCUUGGGGUUAGAUUGGGUUAGAUAUACAUAGUACGUUUCAGAUAUAUCUUGGUCUAUCUGGCAACAUCGUGUCGCGAAAUGCGCAUACAAGUUGCGCGUCCAUCGACCUUUUUUGACAUUGAACCGUUCAAAAUACUGGAGAAAAUUCAGUCAUAUUUUGUCAACAGAAGAUUUCCAUCUCAGUUUCCCUGCCUUCUCUACAAGUAAUCCAUCGGAGCACUUCAAUAUUGAACAAGGUAAAGAAGGCAUCAUGGAUCUGACGUCAGUUGUAGUCCCUACUACUCCCUUUGAAGGGCAAAAACCAGGCACCAGUGGUCUCAGGAAGAAGGUUAAAGUGUUUAUGGAGAAAAACUACACUGAAAACUUUAUUCAAUGCAUUCUGAACGCACUUGGGAGUAAAGUAAAGGGUUGUACACUUGUAGUCGGUGGAGAUGGAAGGUACUUCACAAAACAGGCUAUCAACAUCAUCAUUCGGAUUGCUGCUGCCAAUGGAGUUGCUAAACUAAUAAUUGGACAUCUAGGGAUCUUCUCUACACCAGCUGUAUCAAGUCUUAUAAGAACCCAUAAAGUGUUAGGCGGUAUCGUACUUACGGCAUCGCACAACCCGGGUGGUAUUAGGAAUGACUUUGGCAUCAAAUACAACAUUGAAAACGGAGGUCCAGCACCUGAUAGUGUCACAGACGCCAUCUAUGAGGAGACCAAGAAGAUCAAAGAAUAUUAUUUCACACCUAAGCUGGAAACUGACAGACUCAUCGAUAAUACGGGCACUCAUACAUACAAGGUUGAUGGUCGAGACUUUGUCGUAGAGAUCAUUGAUCCCACAAUAGAUUAUGUAAACCUAAUGAAAGAGAUAUUCGAUUUCCAAAAACUGAGGGACCUCAUCCGCGGUACUGACGAAAGACCGCCAUUCAACGUACUCAUAGAUUCUAUGAAUGGGGUUACUGGAGUGUAUGUCAGGAAAAUAUUCGUAGAAGAGCUUGGAGCCCAUCCAGACAAUCACGUCACCAGAAUCGUUCCUUUAGAUAACUUUGGAGAGAUCCAUCCUGACCCCAACCUAACAUAUGCCAAGGACUUGGUUGAUACAGUCAAAUCAAAUCCUACAUAUGAUUUUGGUGCUGCUUUUGAUGGUGAUGGAGACAGAAACAUGAUAAUAGGUAAAAACGCAUUUUUUGUAACGCCAAGUGACAGUUUGGCUGCCCUAGCCAACAACCUUGAUUGUAUUCCAUAUUUCAAAAAGCACGGAGUCCAUGGAUUCGCUAGGUCCAUGCCCACGGCAGCUGCAGUUGACAGGGUAGCUACAAAGCUAGAAAAGGAAAUGUUUGAAGUUCCUACCGGCUGGAAGUAUUUUGGUAAUUUGAUGGAUGCUGGCAGAUUGUCACUUUGUGGUGAGGAGAGUUUUGGUACUGGAUCUGAUCACAUACGUGAAAAGGACGGUAUCUGGGCUGUUCUAGCAUGGUUGUCUGUCAUAGAGCACAAAAAUAUGAGUGUGGAACAGAUUCUGAAAGAACACUGGAGUAUAUAUGGAAGAAAUUAUUUCACACGAUACGAUUAUGAAGAAUGUGAUAGUGACGCUGCAAAUCAGAUGAUGGCCCAUUUAGAAAAAUUGAUCGCCAGCAACGACUUUGUCAGCAAAACAUAUACUGCAUCCAAAAAAUCAUAUACUAUCCAGAAAGCGGAUAACUUCUCUUAUGUAGAUCCUAUUGAUAUGAGCGUGGCGAAAAACCAGGGUAUAAGGAUACUAUUCUCAGAUGGUUCCAGGUUGAUUUACAGACUUUCAGGAACAGGUAGCAGUGGUGCCACUAUUAGGGUAUACAUUGACAGCUACGAAAAGGAGAAUGUUCUGUCUGAUGCGCAGGUAUAAAAUUCAACAACACCCGUAAUUUGAUAACUUCAAUAAAACUUCUAAUAAUUGUCGUCAACCGGUCUCACUCCACUCUGAACCUACCUUAUAAAAUGUGUGUUACAUUGUGUCCUGAAACUUGUUGAGUGUCAAGUCUGUAGUUUCUAGAAUACCAAAAAACUUGCGGCGUUCCAUACCCAACACUUUUAAUACACUCUGUUUCAGGUUAUGUUGAAGCCACUGGUGGAUAUUGGAUUGGAGAUAUCCCAACUGAAGAAAUUUACUGGCAGAGACGCCCCAACGGUCAUCACAUAAAAACUUUUUAUAAAAUUGUGGGAAUGUAAUCACCAUAAACAUAUAGCAGCACAGCAAGAAUUUUAUAUUGAUUUUUACAAUGUUCAUGCGUUGCCACAUUUAUUUUUAAUAUAUUUUGUUAUUCCUCUAUCAGUAAUAUAUUUUGAUGUUUUAGAUG